This is a messenger RNA of Moneuplotes crassus, 1029 nucleotides long. The record is from the annotation of a GenBank genome assembly. Lineage: Eukaryota; Ciliophora; Spirotrichea; Euplotida; Euplotidae.
AGAUCAUGGGGUGAAAUAGCACGGUUGAGCAGAAAGGAAAGGCCAAGAAGAUACCAAAAGCAGAUAUGAAGACUCAAAGCUCAUCAGAUUCUAAACGAGAUGAAUUUGACACUCAAAAUGAAGACAUGGACAUCUCUGAUGAAUUUGUCAAGAAACCCUCAGAUGGGAUGUUUGAUAUUAUCAACCAGAAACAUGUGAAGUAUACUAACUCAAAGCCUGCGAGGCAGAAAUAAGAAGCAAAUAAUCAAGAAAACUGAUAAUGUGAGACUCCAGUCUCAUCUGGCCACUGUUGGGCAAAUAGAGGCUGAAUUUGCUGUAAGAGACAAGAAGGUCCAUAAACAAUUUGGUACUGGAAGCCUCCAGAUAGAUCCCGAUACUGAUGAAAUAUUCGUACUGACCUGAGCCCAUAUCUUUGUUAACGAAUUACAGCCUGAUUUUGAAGCCAGUGACAGCAUCUCAAAAUCUAGUGAUGAGAUAGAAUAUGCCCAAAGGUCUAAUUUUUACAUCACUUUGGAAGAGUCUGAGAUUGAUGGAGAAUGGGCUCUGGUCAGGCUUAAAAUCCCCCUAAUGUCUUUUAAAAUCCAUCCAUUGUAUGAUAAAUUUUGAAAAUAUGAUAUCGCCGUUGCAACUUUUGAUAAGCAAAAGUUGCUAAAGGAAUGAGGAAGAGGCCUGAAGAACAAUUUUUGGGAGAAUAUUAAAAGCCAUAUACCUGUGAUAGGGCAAGGGGAGAAGAAGGAAGAAAUCGAGGUUGUGGGACAUACGAUUAAUGGAACUCAGUUGGUCUCCAAAGGAGAUUGUGAGCUCAUGGAAAUUGGCUGGAUCAUGUAUGAAAAUAUCACUUCAUAUGCAGGCCAAUCUGGAGCCCCAAUCUACAAGCUAAAUGUACCUAAACGGAAGCUCCUACAAGAGCCUUCUGAACAGGAAAGAACCCUAAUUGGGCUUCACAUUGGGAAAUACCAGGAUAUAAAGGUUGGAAUAGCCAUGAAUGAGAAUUUGGAAGACUGGGUUAAUGAUAAUUGAGACGAUUAG